Messenger RNA from Magnusiomyces paraingens, 2823 nucleotides. RefSeq lists its product as uncharacterized. The record is from RefSeq and is a predicted model, not a curated record. Gene Ontology annotation, cellular component: actin cortical patch. Gene Ontology annotation, molecular function: Arp2/3 complex binding. The coding region runs from base 1 to 2823 and encodes 940 amino acids. The transcript has a single exon. NCBI's taxonomy places the organism in Eukaryota, Fungi, Ascomycota, Dipodascomycetes, Dipodascales, Dipodascaceae. Gene Ontology annotation, biological process: endocytosis; actin cortical patch assembly; actin cortical patch localization.
AUGGAGAUAAAUUCUAGUGAUUUAGAGAGCUCUUGCGACGAAUUCUGGAAUGAGCUCCAAGAGAUUGCAUCAGGUCAUUACCAAUCUAUUUCGAAAGUUGAACACGCUUUGUCUCGCUACAUAAAUUUAGCCGCCCUUUACUUUGAUAAAUAUCUUGACCAAGAUGAAGACUUGACUAGGUGUGGUUACCACCUUAUUCACUCCUCUAUUUUCAACAAUAAUAAAGCCUAUGUUCGACGAAAAUUGAUUUCUUUGCUAUUGGAAUCGAAUCUCGAUCUUUCAAACCGUAUCUUUAUUGGCGCAAUUCUUUUAAUAGACGGUAGACGUAAUCCAGCAACUUUAGAAAUGAUGCAAGAGGAGUCUGCAACAGGAACACUUAUAAAUACAAUUUGGAAAUCGCAAAUGAAAUCUCCUCGUCUUCAUAGAAUCUUUCUUGAACUUUUUUACGAAAUGUGCCGCAUUCAAAAACUUACAUAUUCAGACCUUUCCCUUGUCAAAUCGGAAUUUUUGAACUAUCUUUUUACAGCAAUCGAAAACAAGGAUGACUAUGAUUACGACCCUUAUGGAUUUGCUGUUAUCAAAGUUCUUCUUGCUUUGAAUGAACAGUUUAUGGUUGCUGCAUAUAGUAAAGCAACUCAAAACAAUAGUCAAUAUUACUACAACAAGCCACAUUCUUCAUCUGAAGCUCACAUUGAAAAUUUAGCUAACACGGAUGAAGAGCAUACUGAACCGAGCUCUGAAAUUGAUAACUCUGUCGAUAAUCAGUUUCGCAAAAUUAAAUCUGAAGUGUCCCUACAAGAUCUCGAACAUCAUAGUCACCAGCAUCCCAACCCAGAUUAUUCUGCGGUCACUCUAGAAAAUAAAGUCUUUAACACUUUGUGCUUACACAAAGACCAGUAUCGUACUUUUGGUGAGAAUAUUGUAUUUCUGCUAAACCGGAGUCCAGACAAUACCCUUCAACUUAUGGUUUUAAAAUUUUUAUACCUUAUUUUUACAACGCCUGCCACUUAUGAAUACCUUUAUCUCAACGACUUGAAGGUUAUUGUCGACGUUUUCAUUCGUGAACUUUAUAAUUUAUCUUCCGAUGAAGAAAACCUAAUACACACAUAUUUGAGAGUUUUACACCCUCUUCUACUUCAUACAGAGCUUCGACGCGAAAGGUAUAAGGCUAAAGAGCUUGUUUCACUUCUUGAAGGGAUGAGCGAAAAUGCAUCUAGAUAUUGUAUAGACAUUAGUGAAACAACACAGCGUCUUGCUUACAGAUGUCUUUUUGUUGAUUGGAUAGGUGCUCCUUCUCCAACCCUCCCAAGAAAAUGCAGAACAUUCGACGAAACUAUCAGCACGUUAAGCAAAUCACGAAGCUAUAGCGACUAUGAAAGCGAUUCUACCCCAUCUGUUGCUACAAUUUCUGAGCCUGUUUCUCCCCAUACUGAACUUGCAGAUAGUACUGUUAAAGAAACACAAACUGAUGUGACAACUCAAGAAUCACAAGAGCCUUUACCUUAUAAAGAGACUUCCAACAAAGAAAGAAAGCCUUCUAUUACACCCCUUCAUAUUACACAUUCCGCACCCGCAUAUCUGGAAAAACAUGAAGAGAAUGAUGAAAAGUUUGAACAAUUUAUACAAAAUCCUCAGCAAACAGGAGAAAGCAGUGAAAGUUCCAGAAGCAGUUAUAGUAACCGUUCUUAUGAUCGAAAUCAAGAUAUUGAUGAAGGGAUGACUCCGACUUCUCCUGUAUCCACUUUAUCUUCUGGUAUCAGUUCACUUAGUUGCGAAUCUACUGAAGAUUCUUCCCUAAUUAUCCCUUAUACUAUUACACCCCCACCGCAAAUCACUUUGGAGAAUAAUAAAAAUAUUGUAAGAGGUGUGCUUCCGCCACCACCACCGCCUUCACGUUCAAAUCCUCUUGCGCCAAAGCACUAUUCCUUAUCAUUGCAUCGAUCUAGGCCGCCGCCACCUCCGCCGCCCUCUUUGAGUGACUCUUUAACUUCAUUGUCUGAGGAGCAGCCAAAUUUACAUGCCUCUUCUAUUGAAUUUCAUACUCCACCUCCACCGCCUCCUCCUCAACCAGCUAAUCGUCUUAAGCAUGCUAAAUCAUCUGACGCUUUGAGAAUGCUAGGUACUCUUGGAUUUAAGCGCUGUGCGCCUCCACCACCACCCGUACCACCUUUACCCUUUGAGCAUAAGAUAAAUCAUUCCAAAUCGAUUGAGGCUUUGAAAUCUUUUAAUUCACAGUCUCAAACCUCUGUAAUGCCUCCACGACCUCCUCCACCUAGAACUUUGCGCAAACCAAAUAGUACAAAUACCUUAGGAAUGUCUAUUAGAAAUACAAGUGCCAUUGAGCUUGCUUAUGCACGAGACAAUAAUAAGGAUACACCCCCUUUACCGUCUAUUCUAUAUGAGGAGAGAAAUACAAGAGAUGAUCUUAUGAAACAAAAUAGUCACACAAGCAUGGAAUCUUUAAAUCAUUAUGACUCUUAUGACGAUGAAACAAACAAAUCUGAUCAAGAAUCAUUUUCUCAUCAUGCUGGCAUGAAACAACCACCGCAGCCUCCUAAUCAUCAUCAUCCUCAUCAUUUACAGAAGAAAGUUUCAAUGCCCUCGUUUCACCCGCAUUCUUCUCAUCAUCAUCAAAGAGCGCGACCUCUGCCACCACCACCUCGUCACCAUUCUUAUGCUCCUUGCCCUCCUGCAUCCAGAAUGUACAUGCAACAUAAUAACACUCAUACCAAACUAGUUGCUUCUCAUCCUAAUAGAGGCCCCCCACCUCCACCUCCCCAACGUCAUAAUAGCGAGGCUACCAUUAUUCAUUCUUCUAACUAG